This is a messenger RNA of Argiope bruennichi, 2364 nucleotides long. RefSeq lists its product as uncharacterized. The transcript has 19 exons. The coding region runs from base 151 to 2259 and encodes 702 amino acids. Gene Ontology annotation, molecular function: pseudouridylate synthase activity; kinase activity. Lineage: Eukaryota; Metazoa; Arthropoda; Arachnida; Araneae; Araneidae. The record is from RefSeq and is a predicted model, not a curated record.
CGCAAACUUCGCUUCAGUUUGUUUAUAGUUUUUUUUUCUUAUCUGGAUUGUUGAUAUUUCUUAUAUUUAGUCUGACUUUUCGUUUGGCUUUACCUCUUUACUUUAAGAUUUUUAUACCUGUGGACUGUUAAUUCAAAGAAAUUUGCAACCAUGCAUAAGUGUUUGGGAAUCACAAGAACUAUUAGUAGAUCUUUCACAUCCCUGCCAAAUUUUUUCAAAAUUUCUGAAGAAGUUACUGAAAGUUUAUCAUCUAAUAAACCUAUAGUGGCUUUAGAAAGUACAGUGAUAACUCAUGGGUUACCAUUUCCAGAAAAUGUCAAAACAGCUACAAAGGUAGAAGAAAUUGUGAGACAAAACAAUGCAAUACCUGCUACAAUAGGCAUUUUGAAUGGCAAAGUUUACAUAGGUAUGAAUCCUACAGAAAUGACUUCAUUAGCUUUGAAUAAAAAUGUUCUGAAAGUUUCUAGACGAGAUCUACCAUAUCUUAUCAGCCAGUGUUUAAGUGGUGGAACAACUGUUGCUGCAACAAUGGCUCUCGCCUAUAGAUCAGGAAUAUCUGUAUUUGCUACUGGAGGCAUAGGUGGUGUUCAUAGAGGUGGUGAAACAAGUAUGGACGUGAGUGCAGACCUUUGUGAGCUCUCUAGGACACCAAUUGCUGUUGUUUCAGCAGGUGUGAAAUCUAUUUUGGAUAUUGGUCGGACUUUGGAAUAUCUGGAAACACUCGGCGUUUGCGUUGCCGCUUUUGGAGCUUCGAAAGACUUCCCUGCAUUCUUUACGCCUAAAAGUAAUUUUAAAGCGCCUUGCAAUGUCGAGUCAUACGAAGAAGCCGCUCGUUUGAUAGAUUCGAGAAAUCAGCUUCAGUUGGAAAGUGGGAUUCUCAUAGCUGUCCCAAUCCCCGAAGAAUAUCACGAACAAGGCCUUCAAACAGAAUCUGUGAUUGAAGAAGCUUUGAAUGAAGCUAGGGAAAGGAAUAUCCUAGGGAGAGACGUGACGCCUUUUGUUUUGAAAAGAAUCCAAGAACUGAGUGGCGGUGCUGCUUUGGAAGCCAAUAUUGGAUUAUUGCAGAACAAUGCACGAGUUGGUGCACAAAUUGCUGUUGCUUUAAAUCAUCUGAACAGUUCUCGAUCUGGACCGAUUUCUUCAAGGACACUGAGGUCACCUGUGAAACAAGAGGCAAGGAACGUAUUCUCCUCUCCUUCUGGAAGACCGGUCGUUAUUGGAGGGUCUAUUUUAGACAUACAUGUAAAGACCCUUGAAGAUGUAAAGAUGGAUGGUCGCACUUUGGCUGGAAAAGUGGAGAGUACAGCGGGUGGCGUUGGUCGCAAUGUGGCAGACUGUCUGGCUAGACUGCAACUGAAUCCCUUUUUUGUAUCCAGUGUGGGUGCCCAGGAACAUGCUCAAGCCCUUUUAAGUAAAAUGAAUCACAUGGAUACGAGCGGCAUAAAGAUAGUGGCAGAUGCUAGAACGGCCACCUGCAUCGUCCUCCUGGACCAUUGUGGAGAGUGCCUCUUUGUGAUCGGAGAUAUGGACAUCCAUGACUCACUCGUUCCGGAACAGGUAGAAGCUCACCGAUCCAUCAUGUCUGCAGCACCUUUGGUUGUAAUUGAUGGCAACAUCCCCCUAAAAAGUUUGGACCGUAUUUUUCAUCUGUGCUCAGAAAAUCGGAUUCCUGUUUGGUUCGAACCGACGGAUCUCAGUCGAGCCAUGCGACCUUUCCAAGCAUCAGCCAAGUGGCGAUCAGCUUUGGCGUAUGCGUCGCCAAAUAUUAAUGAGCUUAGAGUGAUGCAUAAUGCCGUGUUUGGUACAGAUUUCCAGCUCUCUGAAGUUCUCGGAGACGAUUUGGAAGGCAUUUUAAAUGAGUGUCUGACACUGGGCAUUCCACUUCUUGAUCAUUCUCUGCACACAUUGGUGGUAACUCUUGGACCCUAUGGUGCUCUUCUAAUUACGAAGCUUUGCUCAGAAUCCCUUUUCCCGAUUGGACAGGAAUCUAUUCCAAAGGGCAAACCUAGAGCUAUAUAUUAUCCUACACCCAAACCAGAAAAAAUAGUAAGCGUAUCAGGAGCAGGUGAUUGUUUUGCCGCUGGUAUGAUUGGGAGCAUCUUGAAAGGUCUACAGCAAGAGGAAUGCAUCCGAUCGGGACAGAAAGCGGCGCUUCUUUCCCUGGCCUCCCACUUCGCCGUACCUAAUUCCAUCUCCCCAAAAGCUGUUUUUACUUCAGAGAACUUGGAGCCCUUGAAUCCAAUCUCAGUGGUAGCUUGAAUCGAAUCAUUUGCAUUCCAUCCUAGAUAUGAAUACCCAAAGACGUCUAUUUUAUUAACCUAUUUUGUACCCUACGUUUUGAAAUAAAACAAGCAUCUUUUUCGA